Molecule: messenger RNA, 3224 nt
Organism: Astyanax mexicanus (Mexican tetra)
Lineage: Eukaryota; Metazoa; Chordata; Actinopteri; Characiformes; Acestrorhamphidae
Gene: vipr1b
Product: vasoactive intestinal peptide receptor 1b
Exons: 13
Coding region: 253-1596 (447 amino acids)
Biological process (GO): cell surface receptor signaling pathway; adenylate cyclase-modulating G protein-coupled receptor signaling pathway
Cellular component (GO): plasma membrane
Molecular function (GO): peptide hormone binding; G protein-coupled peptide receptor activity; vasoactive intestinal polypeptide receptor activity
Source: RefSeq, a predicted model, not a curated record
UGCCACACUGUGAAGACGUUGGCAAGUGAAACGGAGGCUGAGCUGGAGGAUGCUGCUUCAGCCCAACUUCAGUCCUCUUUCAGCAGCUCGUCCGAGGACACGACUCCUUUAAUUACUGAAGGUUUUUUAUAUUAAACGCUUUACAGAGAACUCCGCGAGAAACUUUCCGGCUAGUUUUAUUUCUAUUUAGUCUCUGAGGGUCCUGAGGUUCCUUCUUCAGCACCAAGAAGAACCAACCACACAACCGUGCGCAUGGAUGCCUCCAGAUUCGCGGUGUUUAUUUCAACUCUGAGCUGCUUUCUGCUGUCAACUGGCUCGGUGCAGAUGUGCGACGUUGUGAACGAGAUCGAGUUGGAGCGGGAAAGAUGCGAAAAUAAAAAUGCUGGAAAUAUCACGUCAGGCUGUAAAGGCAUGUGGGACAUUAUUGCUUGCUGGCCUUCAGCCAAAGUUGGGGAAGUGGUGGUGAUUCCUUGCCCAAACUACUUCAGCUACUUCAGUGACCAGCACAGUGAAGGUAACCUGUCCAAGACCUGCACGGCAGACGGCUGGACUGAAGUGCACCCCAUAACGAUCGCUGUAAACUGCGGGUAUAAUCUCAACAGCACGGUUGAUGACGAUAACUUCUUCCGCUCUGUGAAGAUAGGCUAUACGAUUGGACACAGUGUAUCUCUCAUCUCGCUCACUACUGCUAUAGUGAUUCUGUGCAUCUUCAGAAAACUCCACUGCACACGGAACUACAUCCACAUGCACCUGUUUGUGGCCUUCAUCCUAAAAGCCAUCGCAGUCUUCAUCAAAGACUUUGUGCUGUAUGAUGUCGUGCAGGAAUCAGACAACUGCUCCACUGGCUCUGUUGGCUGCAAAGCUGUGAUCGUAUUCUUCCAGUACUGCAUCAUGGCCAGUUUCUUCUGGCUGCUGGUAGAAGGCCUGUAUCUCCACGCCCUGCUGGCUGUCUCUUUCUUCUCUGAGAGGAAGUACUUUUGGUGGUACAUUUUGAUUGGCUGGGGAGGACCACUGGUGUUCAUCACAGCCUGGAGCUUUGCCAAAGCCUAUUUCAAUGAUGUUGGGUGCUGGGAUAUCAUAGAGAACUCUGACCCGUUCUGGUGGAUUAUCAAAACCCCAAUCUUAGCUUCAAUACUGAUGAACUUCAUCCUGUUUAUUUGUAUCAUUCGCAUACUGCGCCAGAAGAUCAACUGCCCUGACAUCGGGAGGAACGAGUCCAACCAGUAUUCGAGGCUGGCUAAAUCGACGCUGCUGUUGAUUCCUCUAUUUGGGAUAAACUUCAUCAUAUUCGCCUUUAUUCCAGAGCACAUAAAAACAGAGCUGAGGCUGGUGUUCGAUCUUAUCCUUGGGUCGUUCCAGGGAUUCGUGGUUGCUGUCCUGUACUGCUUCCUGAACGGUGAGGUCCAGGGGGAGAUAAAGAGGAAGUGGAGGCGGUGGCACCUAGAGAGGUUCCUGGGUUCUGACACGAAGUACCAGCACCCAUCCAUGAGCAGCAACGGCAACAACUUCAGCACGCAGAUCACCAUGCUGACCCGCUGCAGCCCCAAAACUUGCCGUGCCUCCACCUGCCACGACGAGUCCUCAAUCACAGUGUAACUCAGCCGGGGACCAAUCACCAACUCAGCGCUUUGCAGCCGUCUGCUAGAAAUAAGCAGUGCUUUUUGGGCACUGAACGGUUCAUGAGGUCCAGUCACCUGACACAGGGACAAUCAUCUAGUGUAGAUUCACUCAUGAUGUGUGUCGUACACUCUCGUGUGUGUGCAUCAGGAUAAUGCCAUGGAGCUUUUCUAGUGUAUAGGAUUUCCUGCGAGUUCAGACAGCCUGAGGGUUCCACAAGCACUCCAUACCACAUUCUCUAAAGAUCUGAGAUACAGAGAGCGUAAAGACCGAUAUAGAUGGAUAAAGAUGGAUGUUCAGAAGAGGUUAACUUGUAUAAACACAAAUUUUAGUCUAAACUGUCCUCUUGCAGUUCUUCAGUCCGAUAUAUUUUAACUGUAACUAGAUGUUAUAUACCUUCACUGCCUAAUGUUACAUAACGUGUGUAUUCAUCACGGGUAAUAUAACAGUACAGCUUAAUUAGGAGUAAUUUGGACAGACUUUGUUAAUGUGCUAUUUCUAAAGCAUUCUUAGCAAAAACAAAUGUACAAAUGCAUAUCGCCACUGUCCAAUAACAAAAAGAAUCUCCAAAACAGCAACUUUCCUGGAGAGGCAUAAAACUUACAUGUAUUUCAAUGGAGAAUUCCUAAUGGUCCAGUCAUCAAGAAAUUUUAACACGGUGUAAGGAACAGUUUGUGUGUUCCAUAGACUGUGUAUAGCUGGACAGAGCAUCGUCUCUUAAAAGUGAAGCCACCACAGGUCGGGCACCCCCUGCUGUUCGGCUGCAGAAAGCUGUGUAACUCCACCCAUCCCCAUAGGUUUCAAUGGCAAAACAGACAACUUUCAAUCACGUUUUUUUCUAAUAUACUGUAAUUCUACCUCCUUUAUUUAAAUGCAACAGCUAAUGUAACCUCUGCUUAUAUUGUCAAAUUUUUAUAUCCCCACAGAAUUCGGUUUUUAAAACUUUAUUCGUCUCUAUUCAAAAAAGGUGUGGUUAUGGUAAAAGGGCUGCUUAUGGGCGGGACCAAUAACAGACCGUCAACUCCGCUCCGCCCCGCUCUGCAGUCUGUGACCGCAAGGCAGCCCUCAGGGGCGGGGUUAUUCAAAUGAGUAGGCGGUCUCUCCACAGCCUUUCUCCCUCCUCUGGUCUCUACUGCGCAGACUCUGGUCUCUGAAUGGCCAAAAUGGGGGAAGAUUUUGGCUUCAUUUUCAUUGAAUGAAUGGGAACGGCGACACGGCGUCCAUCUUUAUAUACAGUCUAUGGUGUGUUCAAACUGUGUAGUAAACUAAAAAUCAACAAAAAUGGAGAUACAUGUUCCUUUAGUUUAGAUUGUAUGGAACACAGUGUAGUGUUUUUUAUAGAAAUAACAGGAUAAAGAUCAGUAAUGGUUGCAACAUCACUGCCCAAAUGCCAAUUGAUUUAGUGCUGCUCUUUAAGUGUUGGCUUAGCCAAACAUGCACAAUUUCCCUCUUACACCUUUGAAGAAAAACAGCUAUCCAGUAGUGAAAAAAAAAACAUUAUUAUUAAUUUUUAAUGAUUUUAUUAGAAAUUAUUUUUAUGGAAGCUCAUCCAUAAAAAUAAUUUCUAAUAACAUCUUUAAAAUAAAUAAUAAUGUUUUUUUCCCCCA